CAUUGGAAUAAGCUUAUUGUCAUAUUAUAUAAAUAUUCUGAUAUGAAUACUCAAUUCUUUUUUGUCCAUCUCUUUGUCUUUACCAAUUUGUUGACUCACAUUGGAUGUUUGAGUUCAUCACAUUUCACAACUCCGAUCAACCGGAGCAAUUUUCCUGCCGGCUUUAUAUUUGGAGCAUCCUCAAGUGCUUACCAGGAGCAACGCAAGUAGAUGGAAGAGGACCAAGCAUAUGGGACACUUUCGUCAGGGAUUUUCCAGGUAAAAUUGCAGACCAUAGUACUGGAAAUGUAGCAGAAGAAUUUUAUUAUCUUUUUAAGGAGGACAUUGCUAGGUUGAAAGAAAUGGGGUUAGACUCCUUCAGAUUCUCCUUCUCAUGGUCUAGAAUAUUACCUAAGGGAAAAAUCGGUGGAGGAGUGAAUCAGAGAGGCGUUGAUUUCUACAAUUUUCUCAUUGAUGAGCUCAUAUCAAAUGAUAUACAGCCAUUAGUGACUUUAUUCCAUUGGGAUGUUCCUCAAUCCCUUGAAGAUGAGUAUGGUGGAUUCCUAAGCUCUAAUAUUGUGGAUGAUUAUCGUGACUAUGUGGAUUUUUGCUUUAAAGAAUUCGGCGACAGGGUGAAGUCUUGGAUCACUUUGAAUGAGCCCGACGUAUUUGCUCUUAAAGGGUAUGCAAUUGGCAUUGAUGCCCCCGGUCGAUGUUCUAGCUAUAUUGGAAAUUGCACGGUGGGGAACUCCGCGACGGAGCCAUAUAUGGUGGUUCAUAACAUCAUUCUUUCUCAUGCAACUGCUGUAAAUUUAUACAGGGAGAAAUACAAGCCUUCUCAAAAGGGAAAAGUUGGGAUUACAGUAUCAGUCAGAUGGAUGGUGCCCAAAUACCCCACAGUUUCUUGCAUAAAGGCCGCCUCUAGAGCCCUGGAUUUUUCAUUUGGUUGGGUUGUGCAUCCAAUGGUAUAUGGUGACUACCCUGAGACCAUGAGAUACUUGGUGGGGACACGAUUGCCUAAUUUUACAGAAGCACAAGCCAAGAUGGUUAAAGGGUCUCUUGAUUUUGUUGGAGUAAAUUAUUAUACUGCAAGAUAUGCAGAAAAAGUCACAUCCUAUAGCAGCAUGUACCUAAGUUAUACCACAGAUAGCCGUGUUAAUCUAACAACGGAGAAAAAUGGAAUUCCAAUCGGUGAGCCGGCAUUUCCUACUUGGCUUUACAUUUAUCCGAGGGGAAUUGGAGAAUUUAUGCUAUAUGUAAAGAAAGUAUAUAACAACCUUCCCAUUAUUAUCACUGAGAAUGGGGUGGCUGAUCCAAAUAAUGUCUCGAUUCCCCUCAGUGAUGCCCUAAAUGAUACUAUAAGGAUAAAAUACCAUUCUCACCAUUUAUCAUAUCUUCUAGCAGCUAUCAAGGAUGGAGUUGACGUAAGAGGGUACUAUGUAUGGUCAUUUCUGGAUGACUUCGAGUGGGAACUUGGUUAUACUGUUCGGUUUGGCAUCAAUUAUAUCGAUUAUGAAAAUGGAUUGAAAAGAUAUCCUAAGCUGUCUGCGUUAUGGUUUAAAAAUUUCCUCCACAAAGAGAAUGUAAUUGGCUCUUCUUUGUUGUACUCCGAAUGAUUGAUGAAUAUAUAUAUAUAUAUAU
Messenger RNA from Hevea brasiliensis (rubber tree), 1620 nucleotides. RefSeq names its product beta-glucosidase 17-like. The coding region runs from base 105 to 1595 and encodes 496 amino acids. Lineage: Eukaryota; Viridiplantae; Streptophyta; Magnoliopsida; Malpighiales; Euphorbiaceae. Gene Ontology annotation, molecular function: beta-glucosidase activity. Gene Ontology annotation, biological process: carbohydrate metabolic process. The transcript is spliced from 13 exons. The record is from RefSeq and is a predicted model, not a curated record.